Molecule: messenger RNA, 1536 nt
Organism: Prunus armeniaca (apricot)
Lineage: Eukaryota; Viridiplantae; Streptophyta; Magnoliopsida; Rosales; Rosaceae
Source: the annotation of a GenBank genome assembly
AUGAAAUAUGGAAAUGAUUUAUCAAAUCCAGUAUUUCUCAAGCUUCCAAGUGGUUCAGAAUGGAAAAUUGAACUCAGAAGAUGGGAAGACAAGGCCUGGUUGGACAAGGGUUGGCCAAAGUUCUCUAAGUUUUACUCUCUAGACUACUGUCACUCGUUAGUUUUUGGCUAUGAAAGGAAGUCCAAAUUCUGCGUUCGCAUAUUUGACCGAAACUUCACAGAGAUUGCCUAUCCAUUAACAACACCCGAGAUGAAAGACACUGAUGAAGUUGAUGAUUCUGAAUCUGAAUAUGAUGAUGAUUUUAGUGAUGAUUCUGAAUCUGAUUUUAGUGAUGAUUCUGUUGAAAUCUUGGACAAAUUUCUACCCCGCUCAAGAAAAUCAAGUUCAAGUGGAAAAUCUGAGUUUCCUGCCAAAAGACAUUGUGGUGGCAAGUCUACCACUCGAAGAUUCAUAAAACGAACUAGAAGUGCAAAAGUUAUAGCUCUUCAGAGAGCUAAGGCUUUCAAAUCUGACAAACCUUCUUUCAUAGUUCCCAUGACGCGAUCUUAUACCAAUCGAUCUUUUGUGUGGUUGCCAUCCAAUUUUUCCUUCCAUAUGACACGUCUUAGUAACAAUUCUGGUAACGUUAUGUUUCGGGUUUUGGAUGGGAGAACUUGGUCUCUUGGAUUGAAAUGUGAAAGGGCAAAACCAAAAGCCAGAUUCCAGUCUGGUUGGUUUAAAUUUGCGCGAGACAAUAAUUUGAAAAGUGGUGAUGUGUGUGUCUUUGUGUUGGUUGACGACAUUAGAGUUACUUUUGAAGUUGUCAUUUUCCGUGCCAUAGAAGCUGCAAACACCUUGUCACCAGAUGUUGAUGGGGAACAAACAAUGUCCGAGAUGGAAGAAACUGAUGAAGAUUAUGAUUCUGUUGAACUCUUGGACUAUUUUCCACCAUGCCCGAAAACAAGGAAGAAAUCUCCAAUAGCACCACAGCCUAGCAAGAAAAACAGAACAUGUUCGAUUAGUACAGCAGAAAAUAACAUCAGAAGUGUUGGUGGCUCGUCUAGGAGUCAAAAAUUCCUAAAACGAAGACAUCAGGUUCCUAGGAUGAUGAAUCCAGUUACGGAAAGCGGAACAGAUAGAGCUCUUCAGAGAGCAAAGGCUUUCAGAUCAGAAUACCCUUCUUCCACGGUUGUUAUGCAUCCCUCAUAUAUCCGUGCAGGUUAUUUGCAUAUAGGAGCCAAGUUCAUCAAGGAACAUCUUCUUAACCGGGGUCAUGAGAAUGCCAUCCUUCGUGUUUCGGAUGGAAGAACUUGGCCUGUCUCAUUAGGUAAACAAGGCAAAGGUAUAGUCAGAUUUCAGACUGGUUGGAUGAAAUUUGUGCAAGACAAUCAGUUGGCAAUCGGAGAUGUGUGUGUCUUUGUGUUGACUAAUGCCAUCAAACGUUUAAUUGAUGUUGUCCUUUUCCGCGCUACAGAAGCCGCAAAGUGCACCUUGUCAGGGGAAGGCAAUCGACGUCCGACGAUCAGUUCAAGUCGAAAAAUUAAAAGAGAAGCCUGA